This is a messenger RNA of Canis lupus familiaris (dog), 1268 nucleotides long. It is a transcript of the gene RNF7, whose product is annotated as ring finger protein 7. The transcript is spliced from 3 exons. Bases 102 to 374 code for a protein of 90 amino acids. NCBI's taxonomy places the organism in Eukaryota, Metazoa, Chordata, Mammalia, Carnivora, Canidae. Gene Ontology annotation, molecular function: cullin family protein binding; zinc ion binding; ubiquitin protein ligase activity. Gene Ontology annotation, cellular component: Cul5-RING ubiquitin ligase complex; nucleus. Gene Ontology annotation, biological process: protein ubiquitination; ubiquitin-dependent protein catabolic process. The record is from RefSeq and is a predicted model, not a curated record.
CUGCAGGGGGCGCUCUGGCCCGCCGGGCGGCCCCGCGGAGCCGCCAUAGCCGCCCGCCUCCCCCGAUUUAACGUCUCGGCUGCCGGCUCCGCGCCGCCGCCAUGGCCGACGUGGAAGACGGCGAGGAGCCCUGCGCCGUGUCCUCUCACUCCGGGAGCGCAGGCUCCAAGUCCGGAGGCGACAAGAUGUUCUCUCUCAAGAAGUGGAAUGCGGUGGCCAUGUGGAGCUGGGACGUGGAGUGCGAUACGUGCGCCAUCUGCAGGGUCCAGAUGCCUGUCUUAGAUGUCAAGCUGAAAACAAACAAGAGGAUUGUGUUGUGGUCUGGGGAGAAUGUAAUCAUUCCUUUCACAACUGCUGCAUGUCCCUGUGGGUGAAACAGAACAAUCGCUGCCCUCUCUGCCAGCAAGAUUGGGUGGUCCAAAGAAUCGGCAAAUGAGAGUGGUGGAAGGCUCUCUUAGUGCAUUUGUUUGGAGCCCUGGUGGAUCACAUUACCACGUGCCAGAACACUCCAGGGAACUAAUUCUUCAAACAGGAGGAGAUGGCUCUGUGGUCUUUUGGUACUCAUCAGAGGCAUGGUUUAGCAUUUUGUUAGUUUUAUUUUCAGAAAUUCUCUACAAUUAAGAAGAUAAUUUAUUAAAGAUGGUCUUUCCUACCUCUGUGGUAUGUGUCACAUACACUGCUUAGAAGUGCUUUAAAGGAGGAGAGAGCUACCAAUUGAAUGACUUUAUAAUUUACUUACUGAUAUCCAAGGGGCUGUGGAAGCAGUUCCAUUUGGAAGAGAACUUGUUGCAUGCUUAUAGUUGAUCAGUUAAAAAGAAAGAAGAAAAAAGACAAUGUUAUAAUAACAAAUAAAGUGCAGUUUAAAACCCAAUUCUUAUCCUUAAUUUGUUCCUGAUAUUUAUUUUUGACUGGGAGAGGGUAAUUCAUGAAAUCUUUAUUUGAUAUAAAGAAAAAAAAUUUUAAGUUUGGACCAGUGAACAGGGUAAAUAAAAUUUAACCUUUGGGCAUAUGGAAUUUUGAUUGUCGUAGGCUAUCAUCCUCUGUCUUUGUCUUUGGUUCAUCAAGAAAACCUAAAUCUAUACCCACUGUUCAAUCAUUGAGCGGUAAAGAACAGAAGUAUUUUCAAGUUCUGGUCAGAUUAUGUUAUAAUUAAACUGUGUUUUAGGUGGAAUGUUAAUGAGGGAAAAAUGUUUACCACUGUAACAUUGGAUCAAAAAGUUUAUUUUAUUACACGGUGUUUUAAUAAAUGGUUUAUUCUGUUUACGUCA